Molecule: messenger RNA, 1729 nt
Organism: Gossypium raimondii (Peruvian cotton)
Lineage: Eukaryota; Viridiplantae; Streptophyta; Magnoliopsida; Malvales; Malvaceae
Product: triacylglycerol lipase OBL1
Exons: 5
Coding region: 175-1605 (476 amino acids)
Biological process (GO): lipid metabolic process
Molecular function (GO): triacylglycerol lipase activity
Source: RefSeq, a predicted model, not a curated record
UUGAUUUGUUCAACGCUGAUAUCGGAGAAAGGCAACAGUGAAAGGAGAAUUGAUUAAGCAUUUCUAUAGUUCUAUAUAUACUUAAAUACUAGUUUCUCAUUGCCGAUUCCUGCAGUUUUUAGAACAGGUUGACACAACUCCUCAAAUCUCUUUCUUCAUUAGCUUCCAAGCCAUAUGGCUACUUCUCAUCAAGGUUUUUGUGACGAUUAUUUUUUACUAAACCCAGAAAAAGCAACUUUGUUUGAUCUGUUUAGCCUUCUAGUCUCGCCUCAGUUGGAGACAAGAGGAUUCAUAGAUUGUCCUGGGAGCCAACAUCAAAGCUUUCUUCUUCGAUGGCCCAUCUUCGUCUCCGUUGUUCUUCAAAUACUCCUCAUUUGGGUAAAGAAACCUAUGGCCUUUAUGGGGGAUGCCAUCGAGAUGUGGCUCAACCUUUUAUCUGCCAACGGUGGCCUCUUUCGUCUCCUACUAAAUCUUCCAACAGGGAAAACAGAAUGGCCCAAGCGAGCAUCCGCGAAGUUUACAUCGAUGGUAGGGAACACCGACACUCGCCUUGAAUUAGACGAAAACAUUAAGCCAGCUGACCAAAAAUACAAAGCCUCGCUGUCCAUGAUGGCUUCCAAAUUAUCCUAUGAGAAUGAAGCCUUCAUUGAAACCAAAGUCACCCAACUUUGGAAGGUACGUUUUCUAAAUGUGUUUGAUUUUGGUACAGAAUACAGAGGACUUCCUUCAACCCAAGCCUUUAUUCUUCAAGACUCACAAGCAAAUCCCAACUUGUAUGUGGUUGCAUUUAGAGGGACAAGCCCAUUCGACGCCGACGACUGGCGAACUGAUGCUGAUUUUUCUUGGUGCAAGAUUAAAGCCAUGGGUAAGGCCAGGACCCACAGUGGUUUCAUGCAAGCACUCGGCUUGCAAACGAACAACGGUUGGCCUAAGGAGAUCCAACAACACAGGGAUGGCCAACGCCAAUUUGCCUACUACGCUAUUAGACAAAAGUUGAGAGAGAUUCUCAAGGAGAAUGAAGAUGCCAAGUUUAUAGUGACUGGCCAUAGUUUGGGUGGGGCUUUAGCUAUUUUGUUUGCUGCAGUGCUGAUGUUACAUGACGAAGAAUUGUUGUUGGAGAAAUUGGAUGGGGUUUUCACCUUUGGACAACCAAGGGUUGGGGACGAAAACUUUGGGGAAUAUAUGAAGGAGAAGAUGAAAAAAUUUGAUGUGAAAUAUUUAAGAUAUGUUUACAACAAUGACUUGGUGCCUAGGGUUCCUUAUGAUGAUAAAAUGACAUUGUUUAAGCAUUUUGGACCUUGCCUCUUCUUCAAUAGUUUCUACACUGGGGAGAUCUUACCAGAACAGCCGAACAAGAAUUACUUUUCUUUACUAUGGGUGAUUCCAAAGAUGGUGAAUGCAGUUUGGGAGCUCAUUAGGGGCAUCAUUUUGCCUUACAUGUACGGUCCAGACUACAAGGAAGGUUGGGUUUUGAGAAUGUUGAGGGUAAUUGGAUUAUUAGUACCAGGUGUGUCAGCUCAUUCCCCUCAAGAUUACGUUAAUUCCACUCGAUUGGGAACCUUGUCGGAUGUUGAGCUCCACAAACACCAACUUAAAAUAGAUUGAUGACAAAGAUUCUCAUAAAGCUUGUUGUCAAAUCACUUUUAGGACAUGUUCCAUCAGCAUGUACAUGUAUAAACCAGAUAUGAUUUGUGAAAAAACAGUUUCAUAAUCUAUUUGAACCCUCCAA